AUGAGCUCUAAGAUGAGAAAUAAGGUGCAGAAGAAGUUCAACAUGAGGGGUUACAAACUCAAAAUGGAAGCCCUAACGGAAAUCCUUGGAUUCAUCGGCCGAUUUCCCGAUGCGGAAGACGAAGCGCUCGAUCUGCUCCUCGACGAGCUGCAUAACGUCUCAUUGAAAUCGUCGAUACUGGAUAAGGAGCCGGUGCAGAACACUCCCCAGGUUAGACUUGCAGAGCUUGAAAGAGGGGCAGUUAAUGACAUGUUUGUGAUACUCUCUGAUGUUUGGCUAGACCAUGAGGAGACUAUGGAGAAACUUGAGAUCAUCCUCAAUGGUUAUGAGAAUGAGAAUGUAGUCCCGUCUCUGUUCAUUUUCAUGGGAAACUUCUCUUCUCAUCCAUGUAAUCUUUCUUUUAGUUCUUACUCCAGCAUCAGAUCAAACUUUGGGAGGCUAGGCAAAAUGAUUGCGGAUCAUCAACGUCUAAAAGAACAUAGUAGAUUUCUUUUCAUUCCUGGUCCUGAUGAUAUAGGACCUUCACAUGCUCUACCCAGAUGCUCGUUGCCAAAAUACAUAAUUGAGGAGUUUCAAAGUCACAUUCCAAAUGCUGUAUUUAUGAGUAAUCCUUGCAGAAUCAGAUUUUAUACGCAAGAAAUUGUAUUUCUACGUGAAGAUAUGCUUUACAAAAUGCGUAGAUCAUGUCUGAUGCCUCCUUUAACUGAAGAAACAAGCGACCCAUUUGAGCAUCUUGUUGCUACCAUAGUGCAUCAAAGCCAUCUUUGCCCUCUGCCCUUGAGCGUACAGCCCAUAAUUUGGAACUUUGAUCACUGUCUUCAUUUGUAUCCAACUCCACAAACAAUUGUCUUGGGGGAUAGAAGUGAGCAGAAGGCAUUCAAGUACACUGGAGUUACAUGCUUUAACCCUGGUUCCUUCUCAAAUGACUUCACUUUUGUGGCCUAUCGACCUUGCUCGCAGGAAGUUGAACUAUCGGCUGUGUAAGUAUGUAUUCCUGUGGUUAAAUGCACAAAUAGACAUUUGAGAAUUGAGUGUUCCUAUCUAACUGGGACAUAGCUCUUUGGAAGUCUUAUUAUUAAAUUUGUAGGGUUGAAUUUAUUGAAAAGUUGCUGCAAAUAUUGUAUUCUCCUUGUAGGUCAGCAACCUCAUUUCUAUGAUCCUCUGUAAUUUUUAGAGUUUAUGAUGCAAUUUUACCCGGCUAAGCUUGUGGGCGAAUUUCCAUUUUAUGUAAUGUAAUUGUAUACAUACCUGACUCAGAAUAACUCCCUAAACAUUAUAGUUUUGAUUUUCAAAUU
Molecule: messenger RNA, 1295 nt
Organism: Salvia hispanica
Lineage: Eukaryota; Viridiplantae; Streptophyta; Magnoliopsida; Lamiales; Lamiaceae
Source: RefSeq, a predicted model, not a curated record